AUGGAGAGGAAUGAGAAAAAUACAGAUUCCAUUGAGGCUUCAUUGAAACGUUUAGAAGCUCAAAUGAAACAAAUUGUUGAAGAGCUCAAUAAAGAGAAACUAUCAAGUCAACCUGAACAAGCCAAUUCCAUUACUACUAUUAGAAAAGGUGAGGUUGUUGAUGAUAAUAUUGCUACGGAAACUGAAAUGAAUUCUUCUUCUUAUGUAGGUAUACCUAAAAGUGAUGGAUUAGUGCAAAUCAAUAAGGAAAGCAAACAAAAAGAAGGAAAAGUAAAGCCUAAUCUUAGGAAUAAACCAGCUUAUGCAAAAUUCUUUGAAGAGUUGAACACCAACAAAAGGCGAUAUGCGAACAACAAAAAAGUGCAAGUAGCAAGUGUAAUGCUUCAACAUCAAUUGCCCUUUAAGAUGAAGGAUCCUGAUAGCUUCACCAUUGAUAUUACAAUAGGUGACAAAAAGGAUACAAAAGCCAUGUUAGAUUUGGGAGCAAGCAUCAACUUGAUGUCGUAUUCGAUGUAUGAACUACUUGGCUUGGGAGAGUUGAAGCCUACCACUAUGUCUCUACAAUUUGGAGACAGAUCGAUAAAAUAUCCUAGAGGUGUAGUGGAAGACUUGUUAGUAUAA
Molecule: messenger RNA, 621 nt
Organism: Ricinus communis (castor bean)
Lineage: Eukaryota; Viridiplantae; Streptophyta; Magnoliopsida; Malpighiales; Euphorbiaceae
Exons: 2
Coding region: 1-621 (206 amino acids)
Source: RefSeq, a predicted model, not a curated record